Molecule: messenger RNA, 432 nt
Organism: Ambispora gerdemannii
Lineage: Eukaryota; Fungi; Glomeromycota; Glomeromycetes; Archaeosporales; Ambisporaceae
Source: the annotation of a GenBank genome assembly
AUGAAAGGAUUGUGGAAGAAUAAAAAAUAUCAGCAGAAGUCAAACGGAAAUAUGGAAAUAAAAACGAAAGGUAGUAAUAAGAAAGAAUUUAGUUUCCCGCCCGAAAAGGAAAUGCAAAAAGUAAUCAAAAGAUUUUCAGACCCCAAUUAUAACCGAGUAAACAUUGGCUUAACGCCUAAUGCUAGCGAGCUAGAUAAGGCUAAAUAUGAUAUUUGUCAGUCAAUAUCUCGUUAUAAAAGAGUAAGCAACCUUACCCCUAGUGAACUAGCCAAGAAAUUAAAAAUCAGUAAAGAAAGAACUGACGAUAUUCUAUUCGGACGAAUUAGUAAUUUUGACUUUGAAGAACUAGUAUCUUACACCGAAAAACUAAACGGACACUUAAAAAUUAACAUUAACUAUGAUGGCGAAAAAGCCUCCGCAAGAGCCAGUUAA